This is a messenger RNA of Aspergillus pseudoviridinutans, 1305 nucleotides long. Its product is annotated as agnestins biosynthesis cluster transcriptional coactivator AgnL9. The transcript is spliced from 3 exons. Gene Ontology annotation, molecular function: methyltransferase activity. The record is from RefSeq and is a predicted model, not a curated record. Bases 1 to 1305 code for a protein of 434 amino acids. NCBI's taxonomy places the organism in Eukaryota, Fungi, Ascomycota, Eurotiomycetes, Eurotiales, Aspergillaceae.
AUGAUUGACCCGGCGCAACUAGAGACCUGUACGCGCGAGCUGUGCAGCGCACUUAGGAGCCUUGCGACUCAAUUGGGCAACGUUCAGCUUCCACUUGCAUGUCCGGGGGACGGCCCAGCGCGGGUGAUUUACGCAGAUCCAUCGCAUGAAGCCUACCGUGCACGGGAGUCGGCGUUGGCAAAUCUUAACAAACUACAACUGAUGCUAUUUAGCCCAGGAGACUUUCUACAGCAACUAGCACUCCAGACCCAGCUCUUAGCUUGCAUUCAGUGGCUGGGAGAAUUUCAGGUGCCGGCAUGCAUCCCCUUAGACGGAAGUGCCUUGAUGAAAGAUGUAUCCGACUUGAUCGGUGUCCCAGAGACGAAACUCGCGCGCAUCAUCCGCAUGGCCAGCUUAGGAGGGUUCCUACAAGAGCCAACGCCCGGACACAUCGCCCACAGUCCGCUUUCGGCCGCGUUUGUAGCCAAACCGUCUUAUCUAGAUGCUGCCAUGUUCCUCGCCGGCACUGUGGCGCCCGCCGCGUUGGAGAUGGCCAUCCUCACUAAACAAGGGCGAGAAUCGCCGCACGAGGCGCCACGAGAUGUGAUUUUUCACAAGGGCUUCUUUACCAAAGCAGACAAAACCCAAUUGCCGCGCCUGCAGCGGCAAUGGCAGGCGUAUCUCCGCCACGGACUCGGCCACCAUUGUGACACCGCUACGGAUAUCCUUACGUGCUUGGAGCCGCUCCGAACGAGCAGCGCAUCCGUGGUCGAGGUAGGAGCCCGAUCGACCGAACGCGUGAUCGCCCUGGCCAACAAAUACCCGUCGCUUCGUCUCAUCGCGCAACUGAGCCCGGCGGCCUCGCCAGCCCCAACGGCGAAGUUACAACACCCGCGCAUCCAGCUCCAGCAACGCCUGCCAGGCACCCCGCAGCCGGUCGAGGACGCGGCCGUCUACAUCAUCAACUUCCCGCUUCCCGAACCAGGAGCGACUUGGACGUCUUUGAUGGCGGAGAUUGACAGCGAGCUGCGGGCGCAUCUCACGGCGCUGCAGAAACGUCCAGAAGCGACGGUGGUGCUGACUGCGCCCGCGCUGCCCGAGCGGGGGACGGCGCACGCAGAUCCCGACCUCGGGUCGAGGCUGCGAGAUUUGUCGCUGAUGCAGCUGGCCAAUGAGCGCGAGCACGAGAUGUUGGAGGUGGUCAAUUUGUUGAACGGGAUGGGCGACGGCGAGGGCCGCCUGGUGUUGGUGAAUAAAGUACGGUCUGGGGGACGACACGGGGCUGUUGCAUUGGAAAUCAAGUAUCAGGCUUAUCCCGAGCGCUAG